AAAUCCAUGGUCAUUAUUCUCUACCAAGUUUUAAGCCAACACACCCAGUACUUCCGGAAAUGGAUGAGUUUCAAGGCAAACCUGAUCCUCAACUCCCUCGAGAUUGUAUUUUGGGGUGCUGUUGCAUUCUUGACCCUCCAAGCAAACACACAAUCUUGCCAGGGCGUUACUUGCGCCCUCGGAUGGGUUAUCGUGGUGUUGGCCAUCAUCAUGUGCAAACUGUCUUUUUACGAAGCGGGCGUUUCUUAUUUCGAGUACAAGGAUUACAAG
Molecule: messenger RNA, 270 nt
Organism: Ilyonectria robusta
Lineage: Eukaryota; Fungi; Ascomycota; Sordariomycetes; Hypocreales; Nectriaceae
Exons: 2
Source: RefSeq, a predicted model, not a curated record